Molecule: messenger RNA, 788 nt
Organism: Erythranthe guttata (spotted monkey flower)
Lineage: Eukaryota; Viridiplantae; Streptophyta; Magnoliopsida; Lamiales; Phrymaceae
Product: germin-like protein subfamily T member 2
Molecular function (GO): manganese ion binding
Source: RefSeq, a predicted model, not a curated record
AUUUUUCUCAUUUGCUCUACCUAAAGAAACCAAAGGCAGCAGAAAAAAAUGAAGGCUAAUAAUAUCCAAAUCCAACACAUAGUAUUCUUGAUAAUUUUGCUGCCAAUUAUUAAGCCUUCACAUUCAUCCGAUCCCGAUCCGCUACAAGACUUCUGCAUCGCCGAUCUAAAAUCCCCACCGUCGAUCAACGGCUACCCAUGCAAGCCCACCGUAAACGUGACCUCAGACGAUUUCUUCUUCGACGGCCUAAGCAAAGAAGGAAACACAUCAAACAGCCCCAUGAAGAGCUUCGUCACGCAGGGACACGUGUUGGCGUUUCCAGGCCUCAACACGCUCGGCAUGUCGAUGAACCGAGUCGAUAUAGCCGUUGGUGGGGUCACCCACCCCCACACCCACCCUAGGGCUACCGAGUGCGGAGUCGUCGUCAAGGGGAGAAUGCUUGUCGGGCUUAUUACGAGUGGGAACAACGUCGUUUAUUCCAAGAAUUUGAGUGCCGGUCAGGUUUUCGUUAUCCCGAGGGGUUUGGUGCAUUUUCAGAUGAACGUUGGCCGGGUGAACGUGCUCGUUUUUACCGCGUUUAAUAGCCAUUUGCCCGGUACGGUGCAGAUAUCGAAGAAUCUCUUCGCUUCGAAACCUUCGGGUAAUAAUGGUGUUCCUGAUGAGGUUUUGAUGAAAGCUUUUCAGGUGAAUAAAACUGUUGUUGAUGAAAUUAAGUCCAAUCUUUCUUAAGUGAUUAUUAUCUUAUUGUAUCUGUAUAAUAUUGUCAUUAAUAAAUUAUUAUUGUUACA